This is a messenger RNA of Nicotiana tabacum (common tobacco), 1609 nucleotides long. RefSeq names its product rhodanese-like domain-containing protein 7. NCBI's taxonomy places the organism in Eukaryota, Viridiplantae, Streptophyta, Magnoliopsida, Solanales, Solanaceae. The record is from RefSeq and is a predicted model, not a curated record.
AUAGGGAAAUUGGAGUGUACUUGUCUCGAUGCAACCCCAUCCAAAGAGUGCUUCAAUAGGUGCGGCACUCAGAAUGCUAUCAUCAAUUCCCUUUUCACCAAACCCUAAUCGCACCAUGAAAGCCACCUCCGAAGUACCAGCCAAAGCCCCUGCCUUUCCUUUCUUUUCUAAUCCCAAAAUUAAUAUUUCGAAUUUUCCACAAAAUAAUCUUGCACCCUCUAAUAAGUGUUUCUCUGCAACAGCAGCCGCCACAAACCCUGUUCCUAUAUUGAAAGCUAAUGGUUCGAGGAGUGAGGAGGUAGAAGGUAGUGAUUUGAGCACUGACCCACAACUUGUGGUGGUUUCUUUUUAUAAAUUUGCUGAUUUCCCUGACCAUGCUGAUUUGAGGAAACCUUUGAAGGAGCUCUGCGAGCAACUGCGUGUUUCAGGUGGUAUUAUUCUUGCACAUGAAGGAAUCAAUGGCAGCAUAUGUGGUACGCGGGAUUCAGUGGAAAGUGUUCUUGCAUUCAUUCGAAGUGAUGAGCGUCUGAAGGGGCUUAGACUGAUUGAGUCACCAGUGAGCCCUGAGGAAGAGGCUCUUCAUCAUGGACAUACGAGCAGCUCUCCUCUUGCAGCGGGUGAGGAUGCUCCCUUUAGGUGGGAUCAUGUGAGGGUGAAGCUCAAAAAAGAGAUAGUUACACUUGGAAUGCCUUCUGUUUCACCCAUUGAAAAAGUUGGCAAGUACAUUAAACCGAAGGAUUGGAAUGCAUUGAUUAGUGAUCCAGAUGUUGUUGUGAUUGAUGUUCGCAAUGACUAUGAAAUCAGAGUUGGGAAGUUCAAGGGGGCAGUUGAUCCUUGUACCACAGCAUUCCGGGAUUUUCCAUCUUGGGUGGACGAUCGAUUUAAACUUGCUGAUUCAGAAGACAAGUUGGAGUCUUUUGGUUCUACUGGAGCAUCAGAUAAGCUGACAAAGGAAAAAGGUGACAAAAAGGUUCCCCGAGUUGCAAUGUACUGUACAGGUGGAAUUCGAUGUGAGAAAGCUUCAAGUUUUCUCCUCAGCAAAGGCUUUGAAGAGGUUUAUCAUCUAGAAGGUGGCAUUUUAAGGUACUUGGAGGAAGUUCCCAAGACGGAGAGCCUUUGGGAGGGGGAAUGCUUCGUGUUUGACAAGCGGGUUUCUGUUGAGCAUGGUCUGGUGCAGGGAACGUUCAAACUUUGCUAUGGAUGCAAGAAACCAGUGUGUGAUGCUGACAUGGAAUCCCCAGAAUGGGAGUCUGCCGUCUCCUGUCCAUACUGCUUUGCAUCAAAAUCUGAAGAAGAAAAGGAAAGGGCAAGAGCUCGACAAAAACAGUUUGAGAGAUGGGGUAUCAUCGGCGGUCCAGACAAGGGCCGCAGACCAGAAAAGGCAGUAAAUAUGAAUGAGCAUUCUGCUACUCAGAUGUCAAAAUCAUUAUAACCACCUAAAUUUCCAUAGAAUUAGACGCCUCCUGUACCAAUUUUCUUUUGGAGAGUAAAAUUUCUUACUACUUUUUAGGAACUAAAGUUACUUCCUUAUGAAUGGCAGUAUUUCUGAGAACUGUUCUGUUAUGCUUUCCAAUACAGACCAAGAAAUAAGCUACCUCAACAUUUUUAA